CAAAGAUAUUGUACUCCACCAUGAUCCUGCAAGCAAGCAGAAGGCCAAGAAUGCCAAUGUAUUCUCCCCUUCCUGUGUACGCUAUUCUUUUGCUUCUUUCUUGGCCAUUCAGUUCGGUGCCUAUUUGCUCAUCCGAUAAUCGGCUUGUCGCUGGCAAGCCGCUCUCCCCUGGCAGUGUCCUCGUCUCUCAAGAUGGGGUGUUUGCCCUGGGAUUCUUCUCCCCGUACAACUCCACUAAGAACCAUCACUAUGUUGGCAUAUGGUACAACGACAUCCCGGAGCGCACGGUGGUAUGGGUUUCUAACCGUGCGGCGCCGAUCACCACUAACCUUUCCUCUGCAAAUCUUGCCGUCACCGGCAGCUCCGACAUAGUCUUGUCUGAUAACAAUGGUCGUGUCUUCUGGACAACGUACAACAGCAUCAACAUCAACUCCAUCUCGGUGGAAGCAGUGUUGGACAACACUGGCAACUUCAUCCUUAGAUCAUUAACUGAUAGUACCAUCCUAUGGCAAAGCUUCGACCACCCUACCGACACUCUCCUACCCGGCAUGAACCUCAGGCUCAGCCACAACACGCUUCCACUGCAGCACCUCGUCUCCUGGAAAGGCCUACAUGACCCAUCCCCCGGUGAGUUCUCCUACGGCGCAGACCCUAGCAGCCUCCUCCAGUGCUUCGUCUGGAAUGGCUCGAGGCCACACCGGCGAAGCCCGGUGUGGACAAAUUACCUCUAUGUUGGUGGAUUCAACGAGUCUACCAUUUAUAUGGCCUUACAUCACGCCGGUGACGAGGUGUACAUGUCCUUCAUCAUGCCGAUUGGCUACUUCGUCCUGCUGGUCAGGAUGGAGAUUGACUACUUGGGCAAGGUAAAUCUACUAAUCUGGGAGAGCAACAUGUCUGCAUGGAGAGCCCUGUAUGCAGAGCCUCAACAUGAGUGCAAUAUGUACGGCUACUGUGGUCUUUAUGGUUACUGCGACAAUACAGAAGUUGUCCCAGUUUGCAAGUGCCUUGAAGGUUUUGAGCCGAGGGAUGGUGAAGGAUGGAUCGCCAAUGGCUUCUCACAUGGAUGCCGCCAGAAGGAGGUGCAGAGGUGCACCCAUGGAGACGGUUUCUUGGUCUUUCCAGGCAUGAAGGUCCCUGACAAGUUCAUACAUGUCCCGAGCAGAAGCUUUGAUGAGUGCACGGAGGAAUGCAGAAGCAAUUGCUCCUGUGUGGCAUAUGCUUAUUCCAAGAUGAGCAACAUGGAUAUUGAUGGGGAUGACACAAGAUGCCUGGUAUGGAUGGGAGAUUUGAUCGACAUGGAGAACCACACUCAAGGAGGGGAGAACCUCUAUGUUCGGACUAAAAGAUUACAAGGCAAUCAAGGAAGCAUGGUUGUCCGGGAAAGGAUGAUGCGACGAGAUACAGAAAAUUAUAAUGAGGUUGCUGAUAGUUACACAGAGUUUCCCAUUUUGAACUUCAUGGCACUUGCUGCUGCGACAAAUAAUUUCUCUGAAUCCAACAUUCUUGGCAAAGGAGGGUUUGGCAACGUUUAUAAGGGAACGUUCGAAGAUGGUAAGGAAAUUGCUGUGAAAAGGCUUCGUGUUGGUUCUGUCCAAGGGGCUGUGGAGUUCAAAAAUGAAAUAGCUCUGACUUCUAGGUUGCAGCAUAGAAACUUGGUCAAACUUAUGGGCUGCAGUAUUUAUGAAGACGAAAAGCUUUUGAUUUAUGAAUACCUACCUAACCGAAGUUUGGAUUACUUCAUUUUCAAUGAUACAAGAAAAUCACUACUCAAUUGGCCAACAAGAUUUAAGAUAAUCAUUGGAGUAGCUAGGGGACUUCUUUAUCUCCACCAAGAUUCCAGAUUGGUUAUGAUUCAUAGAGAUCUCAAAGCAGGCAACAUAUUGUUGGAUGCUGAGAUGAACCCGAAAAUAUCUGAUUUUGGUACAGCUAGGGUCUUUGGUGUGAACGAACACGAACAACAUACCAAUCAAGUUGUUGGAACAUUCGGAUACAUGUCGCCUGAAUACGCAAUGGAAGGCAUAAUCUCCGUCAAAUCCGAUGUUUACAGCUUUGGGGUAUUAAUUCUAGAGAUUGUGAGUGGCAUGAAGACCGGCACCACAACCCCAAAGAGCUCAUGUGCAUGCACUCAUAACCUUAUAAAUUAUGCGUGGAGCUUAAGGAAGGAUGGGAAAUUGAUGGAUCUAAUCGAGUCAUCUAUCAUCGAGGAUUGCUCUCUCGCUGAAGCUCUACGAUGCAUCCAUGUCGGACUCUUGUCGGUGCAGCAUGACCCGGACGCUCGCCCUCUCAUGUCUUGGGUGGUAGCAAGCCUGGAUAACAAAGGCAUUGAGCUCGCGCAGCCGAAAGAACCUAUGUGCUUUACACAUCGUAAAUACGGAGCCGGGGAAAGCCAUGUACAUGACAUGAGCCUCGAAAACCUUAAGGGGUGCUAGAAAACCAUUGGUCCUGUCUUGUCCUUGUGACACUAAUGUCUUCAUAUAAAUAACUGCUCAUUUCUAUUCUACACUGGAUGCGCUCUGUC
This is a messenger RNA of Triticum aestivum (bread wheat), 2518 nucleotides long. RefSeq names its product G-type lectin S-receptor-like serine/threonine-protein kinase B120. Bases 21 to 2429 code for a protein of 802 amino acids. The transcript has 6 exons. Gene Ontology annotation, molecular function: protein serine/threonine kinase activity; ATP binding. Gene Ontology annotation, cellular component: plasma membrane. The record is from RefSeq and is a predicted model, not a curated record. Gene Ontology annotation, biological process: recognition of pollen; protein phosphorylation. Lineage: Eukaryota; Viridiplantae; Streptophyta; Magnoliopsida; Poales; Poaceae.